Molecule: messenger RNA, 501 nt
Organism: Salpingoeca rosetta
Lineage: Eukaryota; Choanoflagellata; Craspedida; Salpingoecidae
Exons: 1
Coding region: 1-501 (166 amino acids)
Source: RefSeq, a predicted model, not a curated record
AUGCUGUCGGAGGUGGCCGUUGGCACGUCAGACCGCACCACGCGCGAUGAUGCUGGGCAGGGCAGCCAUUCCACCACUGCUAACACGGCUGCAUCGGAGACACGUGCGGGUGGCGUGAAGGCUGAAGAGCCGGACCCAGACAGCAGCGCCAACAGCCGAGGAGGAAGAAGCGUAUCUGGGGCAUCGUCACAGUCGCAGCCGGAUGCAAAUGUGAAGACAGAGCCGCCAACGCCCUCCGAGAACCCAUUGCCUGCCGACACGAUCCCGGCUGCAGCCACGGUGGUGAAGAAGGAAGGGGAGGGCAACGAUUUGGUGCUUGUUAUCAAGGAAGAGAGCAGCGCCAACAACAGCAACAACAGCAACAACAGCGCCGCUGACAACACCGGCACCAACAUGCAAACGGAUGGUGAACAUGGUGAUGGUGAUGACAUCAAGGAGGAAGGGAACGAUGUGGGAGGUGGUGCGGAAGGUGACCAUCCAAAGAAGAGGGCAAAGAGAUAG